UCGUGAUUUGAAAUGCAGAAUUUGCAAUAAAAUGCACCAUAAAAGCUAUCAAUGAAAAUCAGAAUAUACACAACAUCGUAAAAUGGAUAAAGUCAAGGAACGAGUUUGGAAAUGGCGUAUUUGACUGUGAUUGGCUUCAACGUUUUGUUACUAACACUCGGGAGCUCAGGAAAAAUCGAAUCUAAACCCAAACCUGAAUAUUCGGUGGUUGCUAAAGUUCUGCAAAAAUUUUUUGACACGUACAGUGCGUACAACAAUUAUCGCAUUCGCGCUGACGAUAACGGUACUACGACUAAAGAAACAGUUGACCAACUUAUAAAACGGAAAAUAGAUAGUCUCAAAACUUAUCUAGAAGACAAUAGCACGACCAACGAACAAGGCACUAAUAAAAAUAAAACAACUGAAGACAAUAACGUCACACUAGAAGGUGAUGAAGAAACGACUAUAAUAGAAUUUUUACCAACGGAAAAUGAUGAUGCUAAAAAAGCACUUAGAAUAAGGGAACAACAACCGGGUUUUAAAGACAACGUGCAAAGAUAUAAGAAGAUGAGAGAUCACAUAAAAAACAUACUGAUCCAAGAAUCUGUUUCGGUUAAAUCACAGAAAGUAGUUGUGAACACUUUAGAUAGUAUGUUAGCGUACAUGGUGCGCAGUCAGUGUCCAGCCAAUAAUGACAUAAACAGUGAUGUAUACAGAGAAACAAUACGAGCUGGUGGCAAAAUAGUUCCUCCGCAAAACAAAGAUUUGACCAAGGAUUGGACUAACAAGUGGAACGUAAUAAGACAAAAAUACAAUAAAGUAUGGAUGGAUCACUUCCCAAAACAUUCCAACCCAGCGAGAAAACUAUUCAUGUUCUUUGAGCAGAUUCAAGAUUUUCUGACUACAAUCAUCAACGACUCGGAAUACAUAAGCAAAAAUUAUAAAGUCGUGUGUAAACUAGUGAAGUACAACGAUCAGGAAGUGAUAAAUUUUAAUGAUAACAAUUUAUUGAAUUUUAGAUCAAACAAAAAACAGCACAAAUGUGCUGACUUUAAAGUGUGUUCUUACGAACUCGAGCACUUCAUGAGGCACUUCUACAGGAGACUGAAUGACACAGUAGAUCAUACAUUUCAGAAUUAUGCAGCUAUGUACACCUCCGACAUAACAUCAGAUGGUAGUGGUGAGAAAGAAAUUGUGAUUGCAGCGAUUAACAAAUCGGGUAGCACCGCAAAACAUAGAGCCAAAAAAAUAUUUAAAAACUUAACUUCUACAUUUGAAUUGGACAAAGAUAAAAAUCCAGAAGAAAACAUGAAAAGGUUAAAAGCUUAUGUAUACGAUGUUAUAGAUAAGAGUUUACAUACUAUAAAACAAUAUCUAAUGAAGAGCGAUAUGGAUGAUUCUAUAAAAGCAAGACUGAUCACAAAUUUGAAACAAGACUUGACUGCUAAUAUUGAUGUUGAUUUAGGAAAUCUAAAGUCGGAGGUGAAAAAGGAGAUAUGUAGAGAUUUCUCUUCGUGUAACGGCAAAAUGGUAAUACGGAAAUUAGAUCGCGAAAUUGUGUCAAGGAGAAAUAUGGGUUCGAUAGAUAAGAAUAAAGUCUACGUGAAACUACAAUUGACUUUGGACAAGGAUUUAAAAGAGAAAAUAGCUAAGGAUGGUAUCGAUUAUUUUGAUGGUUUCGUGAAGAAAGACAAAAACUUUGCUCGCGCUUCUUCGGCCAAGAUUGAAGUAACGCGAACUACGUUGAAACAACUUAGAACCACUCGUACUAUACCAUUUACUCCUAGUGGCAGUAGUAAGGAGUCUUCAUCUAAUGAGAAAAAUGAAAAGAAAUCAACUUACGCGCGACCAACUAGAAACACCAUUUCAAGUAAGGAAUCCUCAUCAAAUGAGAUAGUUUCGACUCAUAAGGUUAAAAGACCAAAAAAGAAGAAGGUCACUAACAAAGAGUCGUCAUCGAGUGAGACUACAACACAAAGUGAACGAUCAACACAUAAAAAUUCAAAGAAAAAAUCUAUAGAUAAUUUCGGCGUAACGCGUAUGGAUAGGGAUGGAAUUGUGUCUGAAAUUAGUGCGGAAAUAUAA
Molecule: messenger RNA, 2064 nt
Organism: Plodia interpunctella (Indianmeal moth)
Lineage: Eukaryota; Metazoa; Arthropoda; Insecta; Lepidoptera; Pyralidae
Exons: 2
Coding region: 112-2064 (650 amino acids)
Source: RefSeq, a predicted model, not a curated record